Molecule: messenger RNA, 671 nt
Organism: Lytechinus variegatus (green sea urchin)
Lineage: Eukaryota; Metazoa; Echinodermata; Echinoidea; Temnopleuroida; Toxopneustidae
Product: cytochrome c-like
Exons: 3
Coding region: 213-569 (118 amino acids)
Biological process (GO): mitochondrial electron transport, cytochrome c to oxygen; mitochondrial electron transport, ubiquinol to cytochrome c
Cellular component (GO): mitochondrial intermembrane space
Molecular function (GO): electron transfer activity; heme binding
Source: RefSeq, a predicted model, not a curated record
GGUGCUGGUACCGUGCAAAAGACGACUGAUCGGAAAUGGAUGAUCGUGAAAAUGAGGGAACAUCUUUUAUAUAUAUCCCAGCCGUGACAAACAAACGCAAACUCAUGUUAUAAAUUAUUGGGAGAAACCAUUUAUCUCAAACCUUUUUUGUAGCAGACGCCGAAAUGUUUACUUUCGUCCUGGGACCAAAUACAAAAUGAUAGCAAACCAAAAUGAGCGCUGAAGGAAACAAGAACUGGGUUCUUCCCACUGGGGACCCGGAGAAAGGGAAAAUACUAUAUGCAGAAAUAUGUGCUUCAUGCCACACUGUGGAGCCCGGUAGAACGGACCGGUCGGGACCAAAUCUAUCGGGGAUCUGGGGGCGCCAGGCAGGGACCCUACCCGGCUAUAAGUUUGCUGAAUCUGACGAAAAGAAAGGUAUAACAUGGAAUGACAGGAGUCUAUGGGAUUAUUUUGAGCGUGGUCAUAUACCUGGGACCAGGAUGUUCUUCCGAGCCUUACACAGGAACCAUCAGAAACGAGCAGAUGUCUUAGCAUACCUCAAGAUUGCUUCAUCGCCCCAGAAGUGAAGAUCGAAGGCUGAUUCCAAGUCUGUCUAACCGUUGUUCGCCCGAAUAGACAUUAAGCAUGCGACGUCAUAAUCGCAUGUAUAGCGCCCUCCCUUAGAGGAU